This is a messenger RNA of Prunus persica (peach), 3025 nucleotides long. RefSeq lists its product as uncharacterized. Bases 2599 to 2955 code for a protein of 118 amino acids. The record is from RefSeq and is a predicted model, not a curated record. The transcript is spliced from 5 exons. Lineage: Eukaryota; Viridiplantae; Streptophyta; Magnoliopsida; Rosales; Rosaceae.
GCAACAUUCCAAUCUUAAACAAAAUCCUCAUUCGCUCCAUCUUGUAGCUCCCAAUCACAACACUCAGUCGUGACUUUUGCCCCAUUCGAACAAAAACCCAGUUGCAACUUCCAGCACAGCCCGGCCAUGAAAACUCCAAGAUUUCUGCCGUAACUCCUAUUCGAAAAUUUGACCGAGAUUUUCCAAGAUCUCCUCCAGCUGUCCCGACUGUAACAAACUCCAAGCCCGGCCGUAUUUUUCAGUUCCUAGCCCCAGUCGCAUUCCAAUUAUAUCCGGGGCCAAACUCUGCCAAUCUAAAUCCGGCCACAUAUUAUGUCAAUCCAAAUUUGGCUGCAUUGAAUUCAAAGUCCCAGGCCGCCAAUCUUUAAUAUCUCGGUCGUAUUCUAUACACCCCGUCGAUUUGUGCUUUGAAAAAGUGCCCAAACUUAGUAGAUUUUUGCCACCCCAAAACAUUGCUCCCUCGACUUGCUUGGCUCGGAUUCGGUGUAGAGGUAAGCAAAUCGAAGCCCAAAACCUUUCAAUUUAUGAAUUUUGAAACUCUUCGCUUGCCUUGCACGUUAUUUAAAUUUUGAACUAGGUUGAAAUUUAGGAGGACAACACUUUUGAACUUCCUAUCCGUUAAAAACCCUAGAUAUUACAAAUAUCCAAGUGUUCUCUUUCAUUUUCACAUAAACACUUCCACCAUAGCUAUAAGUUUUUAGGAGGUUUUGUCUCAAAACCCAUAUCCUCUUCUCCUUCGAAUUCAUCAUUUCGCACACCGCAUUCACCCGAAUCGAUGUCAAACUUGAGAUUUGCAAGUUUCUAGGUAUGGUGCACUAAUUCUUGUUUGAUUUUGGUAUGAUUUGGAUGCAUUUGUAGCUUUGAAAAGUGUAGACUUGAAACUUUUAAUGUAUGAAUAUUGCCAUGAUCUUCUUCGCGUUCUUGAUUCGAAUCUCACUUUCUUCACUAUAUUUUCAUUGGAUUCGAUUUUACUCUAUAUUUGUAGGAUGAAAUAUAUUCCAAAUGAUAGUGCCAAAUUUUUUGAAGCUAUGAAAGUGGCCAUGGACAAAGACUUGGGCAAGCAAGUAUUCGCCUAUUUCCUCAAUGCCUUUCACAACUCCGCCCAAUAUAUUCUCGGCCCAUUUUUCUCCGCCUAUCCAGAGGAAGUGGUGAAGGUGGGGGUGACACAGCCGAUAAAUGACCCAACUUAUUUUUCAGACUUCACAUGGGCAACCGUUUGGGAGAGCUCCAAGCCAUUCAAAGGUUGGCUGACGGGAACCGCCAUCGAAACGGAUUCCGUUGCAACUAAAGAAGCCCCAUCAAAGAAAGCGUCAUCCUCGCUGGAAAAGCAAACCACUCAAGCUCGGCGGAAGGCAAAUUUGAUUGGUAUCAUUGGUUCAAGGCAUUAGAACCAAAAUUGAAGGGCCAUUGGAAGAAAAUCGGAAUAUAUGAUACGUUGCACCUAUGUACGGGAAGCCCGUUUCCUUGCGACCGAUCUCUCAUCAUCGCGGCCCUAUGCUUUUGGUCUUCCUCCACCAAUUGCAUGAGAAUUCGUUUUGGGAUGAUGACGCCCAACUUGCUAGACUUGGCCGCUAUCACCGGCCUUCGCCCUCAUGGAAAUGAUUUCUCGGCCACCAACUUUCCGAAAGCCAAGGUGGGCUUAGAUUUUCACAUGUCGAACAAGACCUCCGGGAGUUGGGUGAGGACGUAUCUUGGCCAUGGCGGAGAUCCCACCGACCUUCCUUCCAUCAAUGUCGUAUCCUAUACUGAGCAUGUGGCUUUCCUUGUGAUGUGGUUGUGCAAGUUAUUAGCAUACCCAAAAUCCGGCGGGAUUACUAAGGAAUUCCAAGCCUUGGCGGAGGUACUUGUGGAUAGCGAUCAAGUGGCCAUGGGCUCAAUUUUUCUUGCCUAUCUUUAUAGAGAGCUCCGCGAGGUAACCAUUAAAACCAUGGAUUAUCAUGCUUCUGGCCCUAUAUGGAUAUUUCAAUUGUGGCUCUAGCUCUAUUUUUCGGAACUAAGUCCUACCCCAGUUUGCCCAACGAUAAAGCUCUUCUGGGUCUGCACUUGCUCAACGCCCCCAUGCUGGAAGUAUUAUGUUGAGGAUUGCUUCCGAUUUUUCUAUGAGUGCUAGGGGAGAACUAGGGAGCAUCUUUCCAUUUGCCUGGAUCACCGUUUCCCGGAUUAUCUUGCCCUGGAUCUUUCCUAAUAUCCUUCGGCGGAGAGAAAAGAGGAAAGACAUAGUAUGUGGGCGAGUAUCCUCAUCAGCCGAGAUCUUUCAUAUGGCCUAAUGGUGAACAAAUGUAAUAACUAUCAUUGUGGUGGUGAGCUUUAUUAUCUCGCCGCCGCUAGCUACUAGCUUGGUUUUAUACAAAGCAUCCUAAUACCAUCCAUAGAUUCUGUUAACCUGCUUUCCUCUUGGCGGGUGUAAGUUAAGGAUGCAAAAGAAGUCACCACCUUGAUGAAUUUUAACAAAGACUUGGUGAAAUCCUUUAGUAUUCUGAUUAGAGAUUCCCGAUUUGGUGAUUCUAAUAUUUUUAUCCACUGGUGGAAAGAGAUGUCGGCCGGUUGGUUUUCUCAACCAUGCUCAGAGAUGGAAGAUAGGGUCUUCAAGCAUUGCCCAUGCUCAUCGGUCUUUCAACAAGAGAAAGAGAAAAGAAGGCCCAAGCAAAAGCAAACACUGCCAAGAAGGAAAAUCCUCCCAUCGACAUUAUUGAGAGAGAGAGCUCGGCCAAAUCUGCCGAUGCAAGUACUGGGCGGGGCGAGAGAAGGCCCAACGGCCCCAUCCGAGGAGAUACCCCCGCAGGAAAUAUUAUGCCAUUACAAACAUUACUUUGGCCCAGGAAAGUUCCGCGGAACCUCUCACCUCAAGGUGCCCUAAGGCCGGCAGAGCAUCCCUCUUCUUCUCAUUCGAUCGGGGCCGUGCAAUUGGCCACCACUUUGUCUACCAUUCCAGAAACUCAACCUUCAUGCACUUGAGAAGGGAAUUGGGGCGCAAGUCAUGGCUUUAGUGGGCGAGGACGAGGUAACCUCAUCUCAUUAGCCGUUU